CGCGGGCAUAAGACGCAGGGCAAGCAUUUGCUGAGGUAUUCCGACCAUGUCGCACUACCCAGAGGCUGAUGAGGCUCAACGAGGGCGUUAUAACGACGGAUACAAUCCUUACGGCGGUCCCCAUCCAUAUGAGCAGCCUCCGAAUCACGACAACCCGUACGAGAAUCCCUAUGGCAGACCCUUGUCGGACCCGUUUGCUACGCCAGCACCCCCUCCUCAGCCGAGCGCAUACCACACCCCGGCUCCGGCGGCUCACGACCCUUUUACGACCCCUUCGCAUCUGCCUCCGCCUAUGCCAUUAUCUCCACCUCCACCCCCGCAGGUGGACUACAUGAGCCCGCACUACAAUCCCAAUUAUGCCCUGCAGUCAUCUCCGCCGCCACCUCCCCCGCUGAACCCUAAUCCGUACGGCCCGUCGUACGAGGCCUUGCCAGUGGAGGACCAUGACCACGAUGCAGGCGAGUACGGCGAUAUACCCCUUCUGAACCGGGCGCCGUCCUCGCGCUCGCAGGACUCUUGGCAGCACAUACCGGGAGAAUAUGGCGAUGCGACGGGGGACGACCGGUCGGAGACGAAUAUCAGGUACGGGCGCAUUCCUCAGCGGGUGCCUCGGAGGUACAAGACAAUCAAGAAAGUCGAGCUGUUCCACGGGAACUUUGUGCUGGACGCGGCUGUGCCGUCGAAGCUGUUGGAUAUGUGCGCGCAGCGGAAUGAGCGCGAGUUUACGCACAUGCGGUACAGCGCGGCGACGUGCGACCCGAAUGAUUUCAAGGAUUCUGGCUUCACGCUGCGACAAGUGCACUACGACCCACCACGACGCACGGAGCUCUUCAUAGUGAUGACGAUGUAUAACGAGGACGAGGAGCUGUUCUGUAGGACUAUGCACGGCGUGAUCAAGAACAUCGCGCAUCUCUGUAAGCGCGACCGCAGUAAGACGUGGGGCAAGGAGGGGUGGAAGAAGGUAGUGGUGUGCAUUGUCAGCGAUGGGCGUCAGAAGAUCAACACCAGGACGCUGAGUGUCAUCGCCGCCAUGGGGGCCUAUCAAGACGGUGUGGCCAAGAAUAUUGUAAAUGGAAAACCUGUCACGGCACAUAUUUACGAGUAUACCACGCAAAUUUCCGUUACCCCUUCGAUGAAGAUCGAAGGUGCCGAGCGCGGGACAGUUCCUGUGCAGAUUAUCUUCUGCCUGAAGGAGAAGAACCAGAAGAAGAUCAACUCGCACCGAUGGUUCUUCAACGCUUUCGGGCCCAUCCUGCAACCGAACGUCUGUGUCCUGCUGGACGUGGGGACCAUGCCGGGCCCGACAAGUAUCUACCAUUUGUGGAAGGCAUUUGACAUCAACAGUAAUGUCGGAGGAGCUUGCGGGGAGAUCGUGGCGAUGAAGGGGAAGUUCGGCCAACACCUCAUCAAUCCACUCGUCGCUGCUCAGAACUUUGAGUACAAGAUGUCGAAUAUCCUAGACAAGCCAUUAGAGUCUAUCUUUGGAUAUAUCACUGUCCUGCCGGGAGCCUUCAGUGCCUACCGGUACAUUGCUCUGCAGAACGACGCCGUGGGAGAGGGGCCGCUACAGAAGUACUUUUUGGGAGAGAAGAUGCAUGGAGCCGGCGCCGACAUAUUCACGGCAAAUAUGUACCUUGCGGAGGAUCGUAUUCUUUGCUGGGAAUUGGUGUCUAAGCGCGGGGGUUCUUGGAUUCUGCACUACGUGAAGUCCGCGUACGCGGUUACGGACGUGCCAGAUCAAGUCCCGGAGCUGAUAUCGCAACGUCGUCGAUGGCUCAACGGCUCAUUCUUCGCGGCGAUACACAGUACCGUGCACUUCCACUAUAUCUAUCGCUCAUCCCACUCCUUCCUGCGGAAGUUCUGGAUCCACGUCGAGAUGAUCUAUCAGACGUUUAACCUGAUAUUCUCAUGGUUCGCCCUGGGUAACUAUUAUAUCGCCUUCGUCAUCUUGUCCCAAGCGUUGGAGGAUCCCAGCUUCAAAAUAACGGGCAUCAAAUAUGUGAACAUUGUUCUGCAAUACUUCUAUCUAGGACUGCUCGUCAUGUGCUUCCUGCUCUCGCUGGGUAACCGGCCUCAAGGGUCGAAGUGGGGAUAUACGCUGUCCUUUAUUGGAUUUGCAUUAAUCACCAUUUACAUGACGUUCUCUGCGUUUUUCCUGGCGUUCAAGGGAGUAGAGAACGUGUCUCAUGUCGAAGGACGACCGAUACAGGCAUCCGACAUCUUCUCCAGCGCCGUGUUUCGGAACAUCGUGAUAUCGAUCGCAGCCACCCUGGGUCUUUACAUCAUUGCAUCCCUGAUUUUCUUCGAACCAUGGCAUAUGAUCACCUCGUUCCUGCAAUACACGUUGAUGGCUCCGUCGUAUAUCAAUGUUUUGAACGUCUAUGCCUUUGCUAAUGUCCACGAUGUAUCCUGGGGAACUAAGGGCGAUAACAAAGUCCAAACGGAUCUAGGUGUCGUGCAAGUGGGCAAGAACAAGAACGAGGUGGAGGUUGUAGUUCCAACCGCGGAAACGGACAUCAAUGCUGCGUAUGAAGAUGCGAUCCAUAUGCUGUCCACGAAACCGCCGAAGCAGGAAUCCAAGCCAGAUCCGCAGACUGAGCAGGAAGAUUAUUACCGGAGCUUCAGGACUAAGGUUCUUCUCGCUUGGGUGUUGUCAAAUGGCGCUUUGGCUGCAGCUGUAGUCUCUGCCACAGAGAAGAAUAAUGCGUCCAAGGCUGUUAGCGGAUACAUGGCUUUUGUCCUCUUCUCCGUUGCUGGUCUCGCAUUCGUAAGAUUUAUAGGCUCCACAACUUACAUGCUCGUCCGCCUCUUUGCCGGAGAGUAAACCGGCGCAAUCGCCUGGUGUAGAGAGUACGUGAAGAAGGAAUGGCCUUGCGCUUUGAUUAUUGUGACCCGGACAGCUUGGACAUGCUGAUUUGCUUUGCUCUCGUCUGUUCAUACCCUCAUCUAGCAUAUUAUUAUCUGUUAUACCAAUAGCUGGUACCGUCGUGUAGCGUGCACCCGAUUAAAACCUUGAUUAUUCUGGGA
Molecule: messenger RNA, 3027 nt
Organism: Gloeophyllum trabeum ATCC 11539
Lineage: Eukaryota; Fungi; Basidiomycota; Agaricomycetes; Gloeophyllales; Gloeophyllaceae
Product: chitin synthase
Exons: 20
Coding region: 47-2824 (925 amino acids)
Cellular component (GO): cell septum; cell periphery
Molecular function (GO): chitin synthase activity
Source: RefSeq, a predicted model, not a curated record